Molecule: messenger RNA, 1044 nt
Organism: Plenodomus lingam JN3
Lineage: Eukaryota; Fungi; Ascomycota; Dothideomycetes; Pleosporales; Leptosphaeriaceae
Cellular component (GO): membrane; cytoplasm; mitochondrion
Source: RefSeq, a predicted model, not a curated record
AUGAUCCGCUCGUCUUGCGCCGCGGCGCAUGCGCGCUUGAGUCACUCUGGCGCUGCUCUGCCUUCUUUCGGCCAUGUGCGCGCGCGCUACGCCAGCAGAUCAAGCGGGUAUAGCCAAACCUGCGGUUUCUCACACCCACAAGCACGAGUACGAAUACAAGCAGGACCACGCGCCCAAACCCACACCCACACCCACACCCACACCCUCCACCACCACAGAACCCACACCACCCAUCCCGCGCGCAAACCAAGCAGUCCCACAACCACAAUCCCAGGCCCCAGCUGGCUCUGGCUCGAACCAAUCUACCAGCCAUUCCGGGCGUACGGCCGCGUUCAGCAGCGGAAACCAUAUUUGACGCAAUUUGUGUCGUCGUUGGUGAUAUAUUUCAUUGGGGAUUUGGUGGCGCAGGGGAUUGCUGGGGGGGAAGGGGAUGUUGUUGUUGUGGAGGAAGAAGGCGAGGAUGCCAAAGGAGUCGAGGACGAGGAUGUGGAAAAGGGGUGGGUGCAGCAAUGGAGUGAGAAGCGGGAUUGGGGACGGACGGGACGGGCGAUAGUGAUUGGGGGAUUGAGUUCGAUUCCGAGUUAUAAAUGGUUCUUGUGGUUGGGGAAUAACUUCAAUUAUGGGUCCAAGGCACUUAGUCUGACCACCAAGGUCGUCGUCAACCAAGCCCUCUUCACCCCGCUCUUCAACUCCUACUUCUUCGGCAUGCAAUCCCUGCUCAGCGGUGCGACGCUCUCCGAAUGCGGUGAGCGCAUCAAGAACACGGUGCCCACGAGCUGGAUCAACAGCUGCAAACUGUGGCCGAUUGUGAUGGCGUUUAGCUUCACCUAUAUCCCGAUCCAGUACCGGAGCAUUUUUGGCGGUGUGAUUGCGAUUGGCUGGCAGACGUAUUUGAGUCUCUUGAAUCAGCGGGCUGCGGCUAUGGAGGAGGAUGAGCAUAGGGGGGUUGGAGCAGUGGAGCUGGAGGUGGUGGAGAGGCAGAGCAUGGUUGGGGUUGGGGAGGGGAGGGAGGGGAAGCGCGAAGGGGAGAGGUGUGCUGCGUAG